Messenger RNA from Anneissia japonica, 785 nucleotides. RefSeq lists its product as uncharacterized. The transcript has 3 exons. The coding region runs from base 88 to 633 and encodes 181 amino acids. NCBI's taxonomy places the organism in Eukaryota, Metazoa, Echinodermata, Crinoidea, Comatulida, Comatulidae. The record is from RefSeq and is a predicted model, not a curated record.
AGGGAUUUCCCCAUAAGGUGCAUGUUUUAGUUUUUGCAAGAACAGUUUUGGAAGCAAUUGAAAGCAAUAUCUACAUUAUUAUAUAGAAUGAGUACUCAAAAAGGUAACACUAAAAAGUCUGGAGGCCCAAAGUACAAGAAUAGUUCUGCAUUCCGGAAUGAUGUACAUGACACAAGUUGGAAAACCAAACAGAUAAACAGCAUGGAAAUCACAGGGUUAUGUUCUCGCUGUUCUGACGUGAUAGCUUGGAAGAUAAAGUACAAGAAAUACAAACCACUUACCCAACCAAAGAAAUGUACAAAAUGUCAACAGAAGACUGUCAAGCAUGCGUAUCACAUAAUUUGUAUUAAAUGUUCCACUGAGGCUAAAGUCUGUAGCAAAUGUGGAGAAAGUGGAGAUGUUGUAAAAAGUCCUGGUUUGAGUCCUUCAGAGCAAGCUUCCAUGGACAGUCAGCUACAAGAAGAAUUAAAAAUGUUGCCAGAGAGAAAGAGAAGAGCUUUUCUACGGAACCAAGAAUUAGGACUUUAUGAGGAAAAGGAUAAAGAUAAGACUGUUGAAGAUGACAUAGUCGAUGAAGAUGUAGAAGGUGAAGAAGUAUAUGAUGGGGAGAAAAAGGAUGAUCAUAUAUCAUGAUAUUUAGUUUCUUGGGUACAGAUUGGAGCACAUAGCAUUGUAUCAAGUUACUUAAGCAUUCAGAUACCGGAUCUAUUAACCAUCUUCAUGAAAUAGCCAUUGACAAAAAGUGUUUGUGCCUCUGACCAUUAAAGUUGUCUUGCAAUAAACUG